This is a messenger RNA of Strongylus vulgaris, 429 nucleotides long. The record is from the annotation of a GenBank genome assembly. Lineage: Eukaryota; Metazoa; Nematoda; Chromadorea; Rhabditida; Strongylidae.
UCAUUUCCAUUUGCAGGUCUUCCGGGACUGCCAGGUAACCCUGGACCCGAAGGACUUCCCGGACUUCCUGGUCCAAAUGGACCUCCAGGAUACCAGGGGGAAAAGGGACUACUUGGUAUUGAUGGAAAACGAGGGAGAGACGGACAGAUGGGACAACCAGGUGCACAAGGUCCUCCUGGUGACAGCUAUCCGGGAGAGCCAGGUGUGGGUGGGGCUAAAGGAGAAAUGGGAGAUGUUGGAUACCCUGGAUUACCCGGUCCUAUGGGUCCCCCUGGUCCGGCUGCUCCUCAGCAGUUCUUCCAAGGAGAAGAUGGAGAGCCUGGUGUUGAUGGACUACCUGGUCUGCCAGGAGAACGUGGAGCAGAUGGACUGCCAGGUUUACCAGGACAGGUUACUGAUUCCUUUUAUAGAAAAUCUUAAUCACUGACU